Messenger RNA from Triticum turgidum subsp. durum (durum wheat), 462 nucleotides. The record is from the annotation of a GenBank genome assembly. Lineage: Eukaryota; Viridiplantae; Streptophyta; Magnoliopsida; Poales; Poaceae.
AUGCAGAUCUUCGUCAAGACCCUCACGGGGAAGACCAUCACCCUCGAGGUCGAGAGCAGCGACACCGUCGACAACGUCAAGGCCAAAAUCCAGGACAAGGAAGGGAUUCCUCCGGACCAGCAGCGUUUGAUAUUUGCUGGCAAGCAGUUGGAGGAUGGACGCACGCUUGCUGACUACAACAUUCAGAAGGAGUCGACUCUUCACUUGGUCCUCAGGCUCAGGGGCGGCACGAUGAUCAAGGUCAAGACUCUCACUGGGAAGGAGAUCGAAAUCGACAUUGAGCCCACCGACACGAUUGACAGGAUCAAGGAGCGCGUUGAGGAGAAAGAAGGCAUUCCUCCUGUGCAGCAAAGGCUGAUUUACGCUGGUAAGCAGCUUGCAGAUGACAAGACUGCCAAGGACUACAACAUCGAAGGUGGCUCGGUCCUCCAUCUUGUCCUUGCUCUGAGGGGUGGUUACUAG